GACGCCUAAAUUAUAAAAUUUUUAGGUGAAAUAAUGUCUCAUUGUUCAGCUAACCAUAUUUUAAGUAAUUUUAACGACAUGUCAAUCAAGCAAAUUUCUAAUAACUUUUUGGAAGAACUUAAAUUUGAUGAAGAAAUUGAUUCGUGGCCAUUAAUGAAAACACCAUGGCCUAUAUUAAGUAUUCUUGCAGUUUACUGGUUGUUUGUGGUGAAAGUAGGACCAAAGUGGAUGGAAAAACGAAAACCGUUUAAUUUAAAAUAUAUUAUGAUGAUUUACAAUCUUUCGCAGUUAUUAUUCAAUGGCUACAUGCUAUGGCGAGUUUACAAGCCUGAUGUAAUCAAUUCUCUUUGGAAACAUAGGUGUAGCCUAGACGAAGAAGAUCAUAGUGAAAAACGUUUUGUUUAUAUUACUGCUAAUGAAAUUGUAUGGCUUUAUAUUAUGAACAAAAUAAGUGAUUUAUUGGAUACGGUUUUCUUUGUCUUGAGGAAAAAAGAAUCACAUGUAACAUUUUUACAUUUAUUUCAUCAUAUGGAUAUGUCUUUUUCCAUGUGGAUAUAUUUGAGAAUUAUAAAAGACCAAUUUAUUGUGUUACUUGGUUCUAUAAACAUGAUUGUGCACAUGAUUAUGUAUAGCUACUACUUUUUAGCAUCACUUGGACCCAAAAUGCAAAAAUAUUUAUGGUGGAAAAUAUACUUGACACGUUUGCAAAUAGCUCAAUUUGUGUUUGUAAUUAUAUACCUCGGAUCAUUAUAUACUGUUGAUUGUUCUUUUCCAAAGAUUUUUACUAUAUAUAUGAUUACACAUAUUGCAUUGUUUUUAUAUAUGUUUAUAAUAUUUUAUAAGAAAACUUAUCAAAAAACAAAGUCUGAGUAAUGAACUUUAUUUAAUUAUGAUUAGUAUUG
This is a messenger RNA of Daktulosphaira vitifoliae (grape phylloxera), 902 nucleotides long. Its product is annotated as elongation of very long chain fatty acids protein 4-like. Gene Ontology annotation, biological process: fatty acid elongation, saturated fatty acid; fatty acid elongation, polyunsaturated fatty acid; very long-chain fatty acid biosynthetic process. Gene Ontology annotation, molecular function: fatty acid elongase activity. Gene Ontology annotation, cellular component: endoplasmic reticulum membrane. The record is from RefSeq and is a predicted model, not a curated record. Lineage: Eukaryota; Metazoa; Arthropoda; Insecta; Hemiptera; Phylloxeridae. The coding region runs from base 34 to 873 and encodes 279 amino acids. The transcript has 8 exons.